Molecule: messenger RNA, 2629 nt
Organism: Mugil cephalus (flathead mullet)
Lineage: Eukaryota; Metazoa; Chordata; Actinopteri; Mugiliformes; Mugilidae
Gene: lemd1
Product: LEM domain containing 1
Exons: 11
Coding region: 995-2371 (458 amino acids)
Molecular function (GO): DNA binding
Source: RefSeq, a predicted model, not a curated record
GAUUAUAACGUGUGAGUUUAUGAUUGCGACAGUUGUGAGAAUGCCGCUGCUAGGCAACUGCUAGCAUCUAGAUGUCAGAGAGCUAACAGUUUAGCUGGCUAGCCGGGUAACUUAACCAACACAUGUUGGUCUGUGGACAUUACAAACAAUACUUAACGUUAGACGAGAGAGCGGAGGUGGAGAAAUGGUUGGACUUGUACACUGCAUGCCCAGUCAGAAACAUCGAGACCAAGAACUCAUGUUUAAAUGUUUACCGAGGAAGCAAUUAAUCAUAAAAAAAAAAAUGCUCUUUAGGCAUAUUUCGCUCUGUGACUAUAACUUACUAAAUAAACAUAAUUUUGGUAUAGAAGUGAACUUAAGACGUACAUUUAAGACAAAUUUACACUUACUGAAGUAAUCAAGAGAGAAGUAAAUUGUUGCGAAGUGUCGCCCUCUGUUGGUCAUUAAAAAUAAUACAAGUUAGGGCACUUCCGCAUCGACUUAACCAUCAAGUCAGUAAUUUUAUAUCCAGCAGGAAUAUCUGUGCUUUUCUUAUAGGUCCGCUGUUAAUAUUUUUCUAAUAAAACUAAAGAGUUUUGGGAUUGAUUAAUGGGAUUAAUUCGGUUUAAUAACUACAGGGGUGGACUUGUUAAUUAAUUUCAUAUUACAAUAAACACGAAUUGCUAAGUCAGAAUAGCUAAGAAGCUAACCGAAGCCACACACGCCUUUUUUUUCCAAAUGUCUGCCUUUUACAAAAAUGAUUUAACGUUAAAUUAAAAUGAAUUAAAGCAGCCACAUAAAGUGUUAGUUUGCCAUAUUUGUAGUACUCAGUGGCAUGUCCGGCUUGUUAGCCUGCUAGCUGCCAAUCAAGUGGCAGGUUGCAGCUGUUCUCAAUCCAGACCACGGACACAGGGAUUUCUUGGAGCUACUCCUUCGGCGGGGACCAUCUGACUUUAAACUGAAAAAAAAUCUCUCUAAAUAUUUAUAUAUAUAUACUCCGCGUCGUCCUGGUGACAUGCCACUUGUGGAGGACCCCGUUCAUUUCUCUAAAUCUCGACUCAAGUCAGAUUUAAUUGCCCAUAAUGUCGCGCUGCCACCUGCAGCGAGCAGAAAAGAGGUUUAUGUGCAGCUGCACCUGAACCACAUUCAUCAGAGAAACGCAGCGGACUUCUCCAGCGAUGAGGAGGAUCAAGUAGGAGAUGUGGCAGACGAGCCAGAGGAUCCAGUCGACGCAAAGAUGCCUGACCCGAGCAGUAUGACCGACGACAACCUCAUGGCCACGCUGCUCAAACACGGGGUUCAAGCUGGGCCCAUCGUUGCUUCCACCAGAGCCUUAUAUGAGAAGAAGCUCAGGAAUCUGCUUCAGUCCAAUGGACAUGAGAGAUUGAAUGGAGCCGAGAAAGCUGUCCUGUACUCCGACAGUGAAGAAGAGGAGGAUGACGACGAGGAGGAAAGUGGAGAAGAGGAAGAUGAAAAAUCAAGUUCAGAACCAGAAACACAAGAAACGAUUGAGAAGUUGGAACAGAUACAGCAAAAGAGCAAAAAGGCAAACUUGCAUCGUCAAAAUGAUGGUUUUAAUUACCCACAGUGCUUUUUGCCCUCAUCAAGGCUGCGUGCCUGUCCUUCCAAAAACAAGGAACCUAGUUGCAAGCGGAAUUCAAGGAAUGCAUUAAAAUCAUCGGACCGGAGUCAGCCUCAAUGCUCACAGAUUCCUGCCAGAAUUAGUAGAGCAUCCUCAGUAGAGCAGCACUCAGGAUUAGGGCCAGGGGUCCCAUCUGGAACAAAAUCUGUUAUCUCCAAUGAGUGCGCAUCAUCUUCCCCUCAGGCCUUCAGUAUCAUUCAGAUGGUUGAGGAGAUGGAGAGCCGGAGCUCACUCUCUUCUAGCACAGACGCUGAGAAAGUGUUGAAUGGGAGCAAAGUGCAGGAACAUUGGUCACAGUCCGACAGGCGAGGCAAGCUGAGUGUGGACAAGUACAAAGUGAAGAACCAGUCUGUGUACUACACUCCCAAGGCUUCUCUUCGUAAACUGGGAAUGAAGGAUCCCGUGAAGGAUAUAUUGAAGGACAUGUUUCCAGGGACUGAGACCACACCCACGGGGAUCUACGCAGCUUGUCGAAGACCCAUAAAGGGGGCAGCUAAGAGACCUGUCCAGUAUGAUUAUCCAGACACUCCAGUCAGUCCCUCAACCAUGGAAAGACGAGAGGUGGAGCGCUAUCUCGUACCCAUCCAGAUACAGAUUUUAGUCUUCCUCAUUGUGGCCUGCAUCUUGUAUAUGAUUUAUGUCACCAUUGAGGACACAAGCCCUGUUUUGGCCUUUCUGGACGGUCUUAGCCACAGGCUUUUACUUCAGGCUGAGACACAAGAUGGACAAGUGAUCUCUGGACAGGAUUAAAUUUCCAUUAAUCCUCGACACUGAGUUGCAGAUGUUGACCUUCUCUUGAGAUAUUAAAAGUUUUUCUGCCCAAGUUUUUGUGCUUAAAUGGAAGAUUUACACUUUUAUAUGUUGUCUUUAUGGAUGUUGAUUUCUGUUCCCUAACUAAAACUGUGUAAUGGAAUAAUGCCUUUUCAAUGAUUUAGUGUGACUGUACUUGUAUGUUCUGUUUUUUAAACAUUUGAACUAUAUUUCAAUAAAGGAUGUUUGCUUCAUAAA